Spea bombifrons (plains spadefoot toad) is the source of this 1720-nucleotide messenger RNA. RefSeq lists its product as uncharacterized. The transcript has 12 exons. Gene Ontology annotation, molecular function: protein binding. Bases 1 to 1536 code for a protein of 511 amino acids. The record is from RefSeq and is a predicted model, not a curated record. NCBI's taxonomy places the organism in Eukaryota, Metazoa, Chordata, Amphibia, Anura, Pelobatidae.
AUGGGUAAGGUGGAGUUUUAUGCCCUGUGGUCUCUGCUGGAAGCCCCCCGCCAGCUCGUCAGUAAGGGGGGGCGGAUGAGUUUCCAGUUGCCCGCUGUCUCGUGGCCGGUUAUGUGGCUGUCCUCUGUCUCGUGGCCGGUGGCCAGUUAUCUGUCUCGUUGUCUCUGCAGUCCACGUCCAGCUCACCGCAGGAGCCGCUCAACCGCAGCAUGUGGGGACCCUGUCUGCCGGCUGCAGGUGAUGAAAGGUUCGGGGUUCAGCAGCAGCACCCCGGCCAGGAGGAGGCUCAGUGAGGGUCCCCCCAGCUCCCCUCUGCUAUCAGAAAGCACCAUCGUUCCCGUGAGACCUUCAGACGUGGCGGCCGAGGACAAGGUUCAGAGUUCAGAGGUCACGCAGCUGUUGCCUGGGGUCAGACUGAAGGACUCCCCGCCACUGAAGGCCCCCGUGGCGCGGCUCCCCGACGGCGAAAGGGGCCGAAGAACGAGCUGGAAACAGGGGAACCCCAGGAGGCUUCGCUUCAGCAAGGAGUCUGAGGAAGGGACACCCGGAUCAGUUUGCCCCUCUGCGCGGUCCGGACACAGCGUUUGCCUCUGCGACCCACACACAGCCAUCCUGAUUGGUGGAGACGGAGCCAAUGAGCAGCCGUGUCAGGACUGGCUCUGGAAAAUGGAAUUAGACAGCGACUUCUGGUUUCCGAUGGACGGUCUCUGCCAGGGCCCGGCCCCCCAGUCCUCCCGUGGCCACUCUGCGACCUUUGACCCUGAGACCAAGAAGCUUUAUGUGUAUGGCGGGAUGCGGGGCGGGCGCCGGUUCAGCAGCGUGUAUGCGCUGGACACGCUGGAGUGGACGUGGACUCCGAUCACCGCCGUGGGGAAGGUGCCCACACUGUGUUACCACAGCGCCACCAUGUACCACCGCGAGCUCUACGUGUUUGGGGGUCUUUGCCCCCAGCCCGGCACCGAAUCCGGCUCCUGCGCCAACUCCCUCUACAUCUUCAACCCCGAAUACAAGAUCUGGUAUCAGCCCAUUGUGGAGGGCGAGCGGCCGCUGGCCAGAUACGGCCACUCGGCGACUCUGCUCCGGAACCGCGUCGUGAUAUUCGGGGGCCGGCGCACCCCGUCUCCGGUCUACCUGAACGACGUGCAUAUACUGGACCUGGGGUACAUGGAGUACACCUCAGUAACGUCUGCAGCCAGUGCAGAGAAGCCCCCCCCUCGCUGUUUUCACGCAGCUAUACCGGUCUCCGAUCACAAGUUACUGAUCCACGGGGGCUUUUCAUCCGGUGGGCCCCUCGCUGACGCCUUUACCUUUAAUUUUGACACCCUCUGUUGGAGCGCGGUGCAGUUCGGAGGGGCCCCUCAGCUCCCCAGGGCCGCUCACGCGUUGCUGAACCUGACCUCUUCCCACCUGACCGACUCCGACAAGGAGAAGCGCAGGGGGCGGAGCUUAUGCACCAUCCUCAUCGUUGGGGGCUCGGACGGCUCCGGAAACUUCUAUAGCGACACCCCCAGAUAUCACCUGGAUCUCAGCACCUGAUUGGCCCAGCUAGGGCUGCGCAUGCCUACUAAUGGUAUUAAAUGUGGCCAUGUCUCCUUGGUACCACGGGUGGGUGAGGAAGGGGGUGACACACAGCGGUGGGGGGCGGUUUAUGUGUUAAUAUUACAGGGCGAUGGCGGCUCUCGCACCGUCUGCCCUAUUUAUAUAAAACCCAGAAUUUCAC